Bombina bombina (fire-bellied toad) is the source of this 1916-nucleotide messenger RNA. RefSeq names its product ovalbumin-related protein X. The coding region runs from base 94 to 1290 and encodes 398 amino acids. The transcript is spliced from 9 exons. Gene Ontology annotation, molecular function: serine-type endopeptidase inhibitor activity. Gene Ontology annotation, biological process: negative regulation of endopeptidase activity. The record is from RefSeq and is a predicted model, not a curated record. Lineage: Eukaryota; Metazoa; Chordata; Amphibia; Anura; Bombinatoridae.
AUAUAAAGCUUGUUCAUCUCAACUGAGCUCUUUUCAUCAUAGCAAAAUAACUGACACACUUAUUUGAGGAAAAGAACAGUGAGAAAAAUCACCAUGGAUGUACUGAGUGAAUCAAUAGUCAAAUUUUCAAUUGACCUUCACAAACAACUGGCCAAAAAAAAUAAAGGGAACAUAUUAACUUCCCCAUUAAGCAUUGCUAAUGCUGUCAGCAUGUUGUUGUUGGGAGCAAAUGGGAAAUCGAUAACUGCGAUUAGAAAGACACUUCAUUUCCCUGAAGCUGAGAAAUCCACGCCCUCAUCCCAAAAAACGUCUUUACCUGCAGGAUGCGAAGCUGUAAAAACCAAUGUUUGCCAAAACGAUGUUGUGCUCCAGGCAAUGAAAAAACUUCUUAAUGAACUAAAUCAACCUAGCACUAUGUAUGAAUUGAGCGUAGCAAAUCGAAUGUAUGUUAGGCAAGACUUUAAGUUAAAAGAACAAUUUAAACAGUGUACUGAAGAAUUGUUGAACGCCAAGGCAGAAGCUGUAGAUUUUCAAAAAGAUCCUGAAAAAGCUAGAACUGAAAUAAAUGCUUGGGUUGAAAGAAAAACAAAAGAUAAAAUCAAGGAAUUGUUUGCUGCAAAAACCAUUGGUGUUGAUACUGCAUUAGUCUUGGUAAAUGCAGUGUACUUUAAGGGAAAAUGGAUGAAACUAUUUGAUAAAGAAUCAACAAGAGACGCACCUUUCCAUCUGAAAAAGAAUGAAAAUAAAACCGUGAAGAUGAUGUAUAAAUCUGACAAGUUUUAUCUUGGUUCUCUGCCUGAUCUGAAAUGCAAGAUGCUGGAGCUUGUUUAUGAAGGAAACUUUAGCAUGUACAUAGUAUUGCCAGAUGAGAUUGAGGGACUGGAAAAGCUUGAAAAGGACAUGACGCAUGACAAAUUAACAAGCAUCUUAAAAUCUACAAAUAUGAGAGAGCAAAAAGUUGAGGUGCAAAUUCCAAAAUUCAAAGUUGAGGAGACCUAUGACCUUAAGGAAACACUUUCUGCCAUGGGAAUGGCGGAUCUUUUUACUUCAAAUGCAGAUUUAAGCAACAUUUCCUCACAGAAAAACCUGCAGGUGUCAAAGGUUGUUCACAAGACCUACGCAGAUGUAAAUGAAGAGGGAACCGAAGCUGCGGCCGCAACUGGGAUUGGAAUAGCUUUGACCAGUAUGCCAAUGCGCAUUGAAUUUACUGCAGAUCAUCCUUUCCUGUUUUUUAUAAACCAUAAACCCACUAAAACCAUAAUGUUUUAUGGAAGAGUCAAUUCCCCUUGAAAUAAAAAAUAACUUAAUGUUACACUGCUUAAAGGGACAUGUAACCCAAAAUUUUUCUUUCAUGGUUUAGCUAGAACAUACAAUUUUAAACAAAUUUCUAAUUUACUUCUAUUUACAAAUGUGCUUCAUUCUCUUGGUAUCAUUUGUUGAAGGAGCAGCAAUGCACUAUUGAUUUCUAACUGAACAAAUUGGUGAGCCAAUGACAAUCGGUUUACAUAUUUAGUCACCAAUCAGCAGCUAUAACCUAGGUUCUUUGCUGCUCCUGAGUCUUCAUAGAUAAACAUUUCAGCAAAGGAUAACAAGAGAAUAAAGCAAAUGAAAUAAUAGAAGUAAAUUGGAAAGUUGUUUAAAAUUGUAUUAUCUAUCUAAAUCAUGAAAUACAUGUUUGGGGUUGCAUGUCCCUUUAAGUUUAGUAAGCAUUAUUUACUUCUUUUUAUAUUAUCGUCUUUGGAUUUUUUCAGCAACAUAUACAUUUAUAUGCUUUGCUUUACAACUAUGAAAGUCUGCUACAAUAUAUCACAAUCUACCAGUAGAUAGUUCUCUUCUAUCCGUGAAAGAUGCAGAAAACAAAACUUUUACAGCAGAACUGAAUAAUGUAACAUUUAAUAAAGCACUUAUGGAAAGUU